This is a messenger RNA of Lactuca sativa (garden lettuce), 759 nucleotides long. Lineage: Eukaryota; Viridiplantae; Streptophyta; Magnoliopsida; Asterales; Asteraceae. The record is from RefSeq and is a predicted model, not a curated record.
AUGUCAUCAUCUUCAUCAUCCGAUUCGACGGCAGUAGAGGAGACUAAGUUUAUCGGUUCCGUCAUGGCGAAAACGGUUGCAUACUAUCAAAACCGACUUGGUGAAACAUCACGUCCACGACCUAACCUAAGAAUGCCGCCGUUACGUAGAAAUCACGAAGCCGGACACGAUCGUCUUAUAGAAGAUUAUUUUACAGAUGACGCCGUCUACGCUGGGAAAAAAGGUUUCUCUCCCAUUCAAAAAUGCACGGCUUCAAUUCGUCAGCUAGCAUACGGCAUGGGCGCAGACAAAUGGGACGAGUAUUUUAGAAUGUCAGAGCGUACCGUGAGGGACUAUGUGUACAAGUUCUGCAAAGCGACCUGUUUGGUUUACGGGCAACGAUAUUUGCGCAAACCAACUAUCAACGAUAUCCACCAAUUGUAUACGGUACAUGAAGGCAAACAUGGAUUCCCUGGAAUGCUAGGUAGUAUCGAUUGCAUGCAUUGGAGUUGGGCAUUAUGCCCCAACGCAUGGCGUGCUGGUGCAAACAAUGACGUUAACGUGCUAGACCAGUCGCCUGUAUUCAACGAUAUCUACCUUGGAAAGUCACACGAUGUACCUUUUCAAGCAAAUGGGGUAGCAUAUAAGCAUGAAUACUCUCUUACUGACGGUAUAUAUCCUCCUUUGUCUGUUUUUGUGAAAUCGUUUACAUGUCCUAACGACCCGAAAAGGAAAAAGUUUAAAGAGGCGCAAGAGUCAGCUAGAAAGGAUGUGGAGUGA